Trypanosoma conorhini is the source of this 1818-nucleotide messenger RNA. RefSeq lists its product as uncharacterized. The coding region runs from base 1 to 1818 and encodes 605 amino acids. The transcript has a single exon. The record is from RefSeq and is a predicted model, not a curated record. NCBI's taxonomy places the organism in Eukaryota, Euglenozoa, Kinetoplastea, Trypanosomatida, Trypanosomatidae.
AUGGCGGAUGGGAUGAAUAACGGCCACAGUAACGGACAUCCCACGCCUAACCCGCCCGCCGAAGCACGCGCGUUGUCCUCCGCUGCGUCCACGGCCUUUUGGCUGACGGGUGUGACAUGCGUCGCGGCGGCGGACCUGCAACCUGUGUGCCGUCCACGGCACGGACUCGGGGAGAAGAUCAAGGAGGAGGAUGAGGCGGUGGAGGUGAAGCAGGAUGAGGCGCGUCCGGCGCACGAGCAGGGGCGCUGCAGGAAUGGCAGUGGCGGCGGGCAGUGUUUGGGGUCCGCCUCCGCGGCGGCGGUGGCAUGGCUGCGGCGGGAGGAGGCGCACGGGGCCCACAGAGGCGGCAACGGCCACAGUCGCGGCGGGACGGUUCCCCACUCGUCCUCGUCGUCGUCGCCGUCGAGGGUGCCGGUGCACGUCGUGGAAGAGACAGUAAUGUGCAACCUCGUCCCCCUGCUGCCGCGCACGCAUGCGCAGUUGGGGCUCGUGACACAAAUAGUGCCGUGCACGCUCUGGCCGCCUCCCGCAGACGACGCACGCGCCACGUCCAGGGCGACCUCCCUGCAGCAGGCCGCAGGUAUGGCCUCGGGAUUGCACUGCAGCGCCCUGCGCGGGUCCGGGGCGCCCGCCUCCUUUCUGCCGUCCUCCCCCGCGGCUCUGCCAGGGGCGUUGGUGGAGUGGUCGACCGGCGGCGUGGGGUACACGGCCGACACGGAGGGGCUGUGGGCGGAGCAGCGCGUGGUGUUGGAGCGCUACCACCACCUGCCGCCGCUCGUAAUAGACUGUGAUGCACGCCACAAGGGCGACACUGCGGGUGACACUGCCGACGGCGAUGCUGUGGGGCUGCGCACGCCACCGUCAACGUUGACCGGGGCGGUGCGAGAGCAGCUGCGCCGGUUUUGCUGCCUACAGCAGGAGCGACGCUCGCGAAACGACCUGGGCGAGUGGGUGUUGUGUUUUGCGCGGCUGGUGCCAAUAAGCUACGAGCUGGCUGUGGUGCUUGAGCAGCUCACCUCCCAGUCGGGCACCGCCGGCGCCACCGCGGUCGCUGGCUCUCGUGCGGCUGCGGAAAUGCUGCCGGCGUGUGAUGCGCUCCUUGACGAGAUGUUUCUCAUUGGCAUUGUGCCAAGCGGGGAGCCGCAUCGCCUGUCGCUGGUGUGCCCCUCCGAGGCGCACCGGCGGCUGACGGAGCAGCAGCGACUGACCCCGAAGCCGCGGCCCAGCGUUGCGGAGUCCCUGAUGGAGAUGAUGACCUUGGCGCUGCGCGAGUCGCUCUGCCGCCGCAUUGGCGUGCAGUACGAGCUCCUCCGCAUUCUUCGCGUGAAGGCCCUGGCUGCGGCGCACCGCGACCUGCUCUUCCAGUACUCCCGCUGGUACUCGAGCGUCCCACCGCCGCUGGCCGCGCUGCACGUGUUGGCCGGCAGCACCCUCUUCGCCCCCCUCGUGGCGCAGCGCUGGGCCCGGCGAGCGGCAACGCCGUCGGCCGCCGGCGUGAAGCGCCGACGAGCGGCGGAGGCGGAGGCGGAGGCGGAGGCGGGGGCGGAGGCGGAGGAGGCCCCCUGUGACCGCGUCGGGAGGGCCGUGGCGGCGAGGGUGCCGGCCGAAAUGGACCUCCUCGACGACGACUACGCCGCCCGCUUCGCGGCCUGGAUGCGGUGCGGCGGCGGCGGCGGCCUGGGCAACCACCAGCACGGCGGCAACGUGGGUGGCGGGUGCGAUGAGGGGGCACUCGCGGCAACGGUUAGUUGGCUGCGCCGGCGCAGACGCACCAUGACGCUGAAGGAGCUCGACGCCUUCGCCCGCAAGAAGCUCUGA